UCCCCUUCUCUUUGUUUUUGGGUAACCGCCUUUGAAGUAAUCGGCUGCGCGGAUUGUUGACGUUUAUGUAUGUGUAAAAAGUAAUUAAAUUUUACGAGGGUGCAAGUUAGUACGAAUAUGAUAUAAAAAAUGAAUAUUAUAAACGUAUUAUGUUUCAAUAGAUCAAUAUAAUCAUGCCAAGUUCCUUACUUUUUGGCAUUAAUAAUGAGGGUAGAGUUCACACCCUGUCUACCACAGGAUCGUUUUGGCGAGAAUUACCUUAUGCCGGCCAAGAAUUCAAGAAAUUAUCCUCUGUACCACAUUUUUUAUGGGCUUUAGGAGGAGAUCAUCAAAUAUAUGUUUAUGUUUAUGGUUUAGAUGUUCCAAUUCGAGUAGUUGAAGAAUCGUAUGAAAACGAGAGAUGGUUGCCUAUUGAAGGCUUUUCCUCACGCUUAUUACCAACAGACCGUUGCCAUUUUUCUAACUUAGAUGGUACCGAAGAUAGAGCUAUUGAUAAAAUACGACUACCAUCAAUGGCGUGGCAAUGGGAAGGAGAUUGGCAAAAAGAACUGAUUCUAAAUGGUCAGCCUUUAGAUCAUGAUGGGUGGACAUAUGCUGUAGACUUUCCAGCAACUUUUUAUCCCAAAAAACAAUGGAAGAGCUGUGUUAGGAGAAGACUGUGGACUAGAUCUAGGAGAUAUAGUGCGAUGAAUACUUGGUGUGCUAUUGCACCUCUACACAAAGAUGCUACCAGUGAACCUUUUAUUGAUGUUUCUGUUGGAGGACAAAAUGUUUCUGGGGCUGAUCCGGGAACUAUGCUGGUGUGGUCAGUGACAUCUCAUAAUAGAGUAUUAUUCAGGUCUGGUGUAAGUACAAGAUCACCAGAAGGCGCGCGUUGGAUUCACGUCCAAACUCCUUCUGGUUCCGAAGCAUGUCAAAUUAGCGUAGGACCCACAGGAUUAGUUUGGGCAUCGACAUUAAAUGGAACAGCUCUAGUUAGAAUCGGAGUGUGUCGUGACAAUUUACAAGGUGAUGCCUGGGUGACAGUAAAUAGUCCCGGAGAAAAUUUAAGAAUAACUCAAAUUUCCGUUGGAACAUGCGCAGUUUGGGCUGUUACUCAUGAUAAACAGAUAUGGUUCAGGAAAGGAGUAAAAGGAGAAGGCGCUAGCUUAAGUGAAGAAUUAUCCACUGGAAAUGGAUGGAUAGAGAUGGUCGGUAGAAUUAGUCAAGUUUCAGUAGCUGCAAAUGAUCAAGUUUUCGGAGUUGGUGCUGACGACCGUUUAGUUUAUCAUAGAACCGGUGUGUGUCCAGAAGAUUUAACAGGAAAACGAUGGCAUGCGUUAAGAGCGCCACUACAAGUUAGCAGAGCAAGUAGUAAUGCUAGUAUUAAUAGGGACAAAUUUCAUAGAAGCUACAAUAACUUGCAAUCUCGACCGAGCAGUAUGAUUGAACAAUCAGCUAUAACAGAAUGGGAUAAUCACGCCCAUUCAGCACCAACAGUUCCAACAUCCCUACCAGUAGGUGAUUUAAAUACCAAGUAUGAAAUACAACCAAAAAAUCCAAAAGCAUGGAGUCCCGUACAUUCUGUAGGAUCCAUUGUAGGUAUGGAAGUACAUCCUGAAACUGAUGAAAGUAUUUGGAGCGAAUCAAGUAGAGAUUCUUGUAUUUUUGCCGAUGACGAAGAAUUGGGAUGGGGAGAGUAUGAAGCCCCUUGGUCUUGUGUAGAAUCUGGUGCUUGCACACUUGAUGUAUCACAACUUCCAAAUUGGUUUGGUGAUUCAGAUUCGCGCAAUGCUAAUGCAGAUUUUAAUGAACCGUGGAGAAUAAAAAUUUUACAAGAUUUAAAAAUGCGCUCACCAAAUAAUGAAAAAUUCGCUGAUUAUGAGUUGGCAGUAAAUACUACAUCUUGGAUGCAUUCAGGAGAAGCUAGAGUUAGUAUACAUGGAGGUACUUUCAUGGAUUGUAUUUUACAAUUAGAAUGGAUCGAAAAUAACGGUACUUUGACAAUAUUAAAUCCAGAUGGAGCAACUACAAUGCACUCUUUCAGUCUUGGUGACAUAACAUGUGUUCAACUACGGAGUGAACCUGGGAAUCCCCGCUUAGCAAUACACAUCCCAAGGCAUUCUACAAGAAUGAUUAAAUUACAAUUUACCAGUGAUGCCUUACUAGAAGAAUGGCAAGCUCUGUUUGCUACUAGUUGUGGAAAAAUUCAUAAUGUUACUGGAAAGCCAAGUGACGAAAGUGUAUGGGCAGUUACACACCUAGGCGACAUAUUUGUAUGGGAUCCGACCCAAUUAGAAUCUAACCAACUUCGAGAAGACGAAUUCUAUGUUCAGAAAUUUGAUUUGAGUCGUAAAGAAUCACCUUUCAAAGUAGCUUUGCACGUAGGUUGUAUACCAGGUACUAUUAUUACUCUUAACGGUUGUGUUGGAGAUGAUGCAGAACGAAUAGCUAUAAAUUUAGAAGCUCCCAUAACCUACAAAUUAAGACAUAAGGCACAUACUGAAAUUGAUAACGUCUGUUUACAUAUUAACCCCCGAUUUGAUUCAAAUGAAGUGGUGAGAAAUGCUAUGAUUGAUGGUAAAUGGGGCUUUGAAGAAAAAGAAGGGGAUAACCCGUUUUCAAAAGGACAAGAAUUUAAUCUUAGAAUAGAAACUACGGAAGAUGCUUUUGUUAUAUUUGUUAAUGAUAAAGAAUUCACCUCAUUUAGACACAGGUUGCCUCCUCAAAGUGUUUCUAUAUUAAGUUACUGGGGUAAAAUGCAACCAUUUAAACUAGUUAUAAAGAGUCCCGUUUUAAUAAUGGAUAUGUUGGAUGUGUAUUGGAGGCAGCUAGGAGGGCAUUUGAAAAAAGUUGAGACUUGCUCUGUAGGGGUUACCUGGGGAAUAGGUUAUGAUUAUACGGCUUGGGCGUAUACUGGAGGAUGGGGAGGAGGGGUGUUUGGAACUUUAGAUAGCCACAAUGUUUAUCCAAUGACUGAUUCGCAAGACUACAGGGUGUAUGAAAAUCAACGAUGGAAUCCAUUAACAGGCUAUACUUCUGCAGGCUUACCAACAGAUAGGUACAUGUGGAGUGAUGCUACAGGCAGAAAGAAGCGCACUAGAGAUCAAGUAAAGCUCCUCUCUGUACACUGGCAAUGGGUAUCUGAUUGGAUGACAGAUUUUCACGUACCUGGAGGUGUAGAUAAAGAAGGUUGGCAGUAUGCCAUGGAUUUUCCAUCUACGUAUCAUGCCAAUAAGCAGUUCACAGAUUAUGUAAGACGUCGCAGAUGGUACAGAAGAUGUGCAAUAGCAACAACAGGUCCCUGGCAAGAAAUAGGACACACUAAAAUAUUGGAUGUCUCUUUGGAGCCAGUUAGUGAUUUUGUAGAUUCAACUGUAGCUGUUUGGGCUCUUGCAACUGGAGGACAAGCUGUAGUACGAGUAGGAGUUUCUAAAUCAAAUCCCGCAGGUCACAUAUGGGAACAUGUAAAUACAGAUCAACCUUUAACCAGUAUUAGUUGUGGUCCAUUUAAACGUGUCUGGGCUGUGGGAAGGAAAGGCUGUGCUUAUUAUCGAUUAGGCAUAACUGAAGAGAAGCUCGAAGGAGAUAAAUGGGUAUGUGUCGAAGCUCCACAAGGAAGUCAACUAAAGCAGAUAUCAGUGAGUUCACUUGGUGUAUGGGCUGUAGACCAAGAAGGUAGAAUACACGUUAGGAAAGAAAUUACAUCUACAUUUCCUGAGGGGACACAUUGGCAGACCAUAGUAGCCGAUCCUCCAGUUUUAAAUUCUGCACCAGACACUACAGGAUUCAAGCAUGUCAGUGUCAGUCAUAGUCAAGUUUGGGCUACUACAAAUGGUGGUGUAAUCCUCAGAAGAGAAGGAAUAUGUGCAGCAAAUCCAGGAGGAUCAGGAUGGGAUAUUGGUAUUGCGGUAAGAUUCUUUCUACUUUUUCAACAUAUAUUCCACCCAAUUGCCACUAGCUUUCAGUAAAUUUUGCACAUCGUUACAUCAUAAAUUCAUAACUACAAAUAUAGACUAUGCAAGUUAAUUACAGUCCACCAAUAUUAGUUUUAACGAAGAGCAUUAAAGUAUGAAAAACUGAACAUACUUUCAAUAAUAGAUUUAUUUCAUGUGGUGAAAAUGAUCUCCCAGAUCACCAGCAUUAUCUCUAAAUUUCUUUUUUAUUAUUAUUUAAAUCGAAAUGUUUAUCGAUAGGUAUUAAAGGAAUGCAAAAUCUUGAUGAAUUAAAGGUAAAAGAAUUCAACUUUGUCAUAGAAUCAUAGUGAAUAGAUAUGGAACUAAUAUAUUAGUAUUUUGUUUAACUGAUAGAGAUAAAUUAUUAUAAAUAAUAUACAAAUAUAUCAUUUUUAAAAUCUACUUAAUUUCUAAGCCAUUAUGGUAGAAUGGGGUGACAAUUUUUUGAUAAAUUACCCUUUAAAAAUUUUUAUUUUUGUGAACUGGACCAACAAGUCUUCCCCUCGACUUUAUUUUAUACCCAUUUCUUACAUUUACUUUAUAGUAUCCGUGGUAAUACAUGUCUACGUCGAUUCAUGAAAUACUAAUUCAUGGUCCUCUCAUUGUUUAAUGGCACCAAUGCCAAUUGGAAUAAUUUUGGAGGAAGCUAAGUCCCGCGACAAGGACAUAAAAAAUUACCGAAAGCAUAAUUGCCGAAAAACGUCUAAAGUUAACCCUAUGAAGGAUGUAAUAAAACGGUUGCUCGUAUCUUUAGACCUACUAAUAUCAAGUUUACGUUUAACUUCGCCGAAAAAAGUCCAAUAUUAUCAAGUGAAGCGAUAAAACUUUUACUUCCUACCUAUGCAAAUGUAGCUGAUUCUAAUCAAUUCGACACUAGCUCGGAUAUGAGUGUUGACCAGUUUUGUACAUGUAUUAUGAAUGAAAAUACUGCUACUUUGAAAAAUAGUUUUAAAUUAUUUAUCAAAAAUUUCGAAACCCUUAUUCACCUUUAUAUAUUGUUUGAAUCAAUUUUCUAGUGCUUUGACUGCCAUUUUGGAUCCGCCAAUAUAAAUAAGGAGAAAAAAUAAUAUUACAUUUAUAAUCUGCGACUUUAAAAACCCUUAUUAAUAAUUUUUUGUUUCAAUCCAAUCAUUUUGUUUAUUUAUAUCGGCCAUUCUGAAUUUUGAAAAAAUAACGAUAGAUUCAUUCAGCCACAUUAAAAACCUUUGUACACCGACUUUCAUUAAAAUCAAAAUGUUUUUCGGUUUUUGUCCGCGUUUUUCAGAAAAUGGGACACUGUGCGUUCUAUUGAAAUAUAUACUGGUUUUUACUAAUAGAUUUUACAUUCAAUAAUCGUAUAUACUGCAAAAUAUUUUCCUGUAUAUUGAAGCAGUAGAAAAAAGUAAUUGUUCUAUGUCGGUUUUUUUUCAGGGAAAUUGGCAGUAUGUCAGCGUACGAGCCUUCAGCUAAAUCAGUAUAAAAUGUGAUCUUGAAGUUUAUUCACUAGGCAGACAAAAUCCUUUAGUUUUAGGUUCUAUUUAUUUUAUAUGCUAGUCUUUUAAAAUGAAUUUAUGAUUUAUACAAUAAACUAUUUUUUACCAA
This is a messenger RNA of Diorhabda carinulata, 5516 nucleotides long. Its product is annotated as tectonin beta-propeller repeat-containing protein. The transcript has 14 exons. Bases 174 to 3950 code for a protein of 1258 amino acids. Gene Ontology annotation, molecular function: carbohydrate binding. Lineage: Eukaryota; Metazoa; Arthropoda; Insecta; Coleoptera; Chrysomelidae. Gene Ontology annotation, cellular component: membrane. The record is from RefSeq and is a predicted model, not a curated record.